AUGUUAUGCAACUUAUGGGUAGCGUCUGCGCUGUGCGCCGUUGCUCUAUCUGCUCCAACAAUCCCAUACUCUUCAGCCGCUGCCGAACGGCCUACUGAGAUGAAGGUUCUGUCCGAGUACUUCAACAUGUUGGGUUCGAAAGUUCAAGCUGGGAAUCAGAUGGCAGAGGCGCCGGUUUGUGAUUUAAGCAAUGCAGUCCUACCUACAGCUUCCCCAACAGCACUCCCCAAACCAUCCGAAGGGCUGGUCCUGAAGCAUGUAGCUAUUGGCAGAGGAACACAAAACUACUCCUGCUCAACCGGAAACGCCACCGCACCCCCAGCCGCCGUUGGCGCUAUCGCAACCCUCUACAACGCAUCAUGCGUAGCAUCCACCUACCCAGACCUCCUCAACCUCCUCCCCAGCGUCGCGCUGCAAUUCAACCUGAGCUCCGUCUCGCAAACAAGCCUCACGCCCUCCAACCUAGCCAUCAGCGGACACCACCUCUUCACCAACACCACCACGCCCUUCUUCACCCUCAACACAGACGCCAUGCAACUCGGCGUUGCGCCCUGCGCCAAGAACAACUCUGUCAGUGCGCCGACUAGCGCCGUCAAGGGACAGUACGAUCAGGGCUUCGGCGCUGUGGCGUGGCUGAAGCUCACGGCGAGGAGUGGUGCAACGGGGAACCUAGAAGAGGUGUACAGGGUUAAUACUGCGGGGGGCAAUCCGCCUGCUACUUGUGCGGGGAUGCCGGCUACGUUUGAAGUGCAGUAUGCUGCUGAGUAUUGGUUUUACGAAAGCGCAUAG
Lachnellula hyalina is the source of this 789-nucleotide messenger RNA. RefSeq lists its product as uncharacterized. The coding region runs from base 1 to 789 and encodes 262 amino acids. The record is from RefSeq and is a predicted model, not a curated record. The transcript is spliced from 2 exons. Lineage: Eukaryota; Fungi; Ascomycota; Leotiomycetes; Helotiales; Lachnaceae.